AUGGGUGUGGAACAGGAAGCCACGUGCGCCAUGUGCCUGGAGUGUCUGACAGCCCCUGUGACUCUGGACUGCGGCCACAACUACUGUCUGGGCUGCAUCACAAAGCACUGUGAGACAAGGGAAGAACUUGAAGAGGGCUUGGAGUGUCCUGUCUGCAGAGCCCAAAUCCAGAAAGGGGACUUCCGGCCCAACUGGCAGCUGGCAAAUAUAGUAGAACAAAUUAAACUCCUUGAAAAAGAGAGCCUGUGUGAGAAACACAAGGAAAAACUCCGUCUGUUCUGCAAAGAAGAUGAAGAACUGGUGUGCUGGAAGUGUAAGGGCUCCCAAGAUCAUAAAUCACACACUGUUCUUCCCAAGGAAGAGGCUGCUGAGGAAUACAAGAAGCAAACACAAGCAGAGUGGGUAAAGACAGUGGACAAAUUCAGACGACUACGCCAAUUUCUAGAAAACCAAGAGAAUCGUCUGUUGGACCACAUGGAAGAGGUGAAGAAGGAAAGCAAUGAGCACCUGUCCAGACUCUCCAAAGAACUCUCCUCUCUCGAUAGUCUCAUCCGGGAGAUGGAGGAGAAGUGUCAGCAGCCAGCGAGUGAAUUCUUGCAGGAUGUGGCAAGCACUUUGGAGAGGUGUGAGCAGAUCAGAAUGCUUGGGAAUCCGGUGGGUUUUCUUCCUGCGCUGAAGUUGAAGAUCUGGGAAUUCUGCGAUAUAACUUAUUUUCUAGAGGGUGUCAUGAAGCAAUUCAGAGAUGCUAUGUUAUCUAGAUAUCAGCUGCGGAAAGCAAAUUUAACUCUGGAUCCAGACACAGCUCAUCCGUGGCUCAUUCUGUCUGAGGAUCGUAAAAGUGUGAGAUGGGGAGACAAACAGCAAGAUCUUCCUGACAACUUGGAGAGAUUCAACUGUCACCCUUUCGUGCUGGGACGUGAGGGAUUCAUAGCCGGGAGACAUUUCUGGGAAGUCAAUGUGGGAAGUGAGGAGGCCUGGGCUGUGGGGGUUGCCAGAAAGUCCGUGAAGAGAAAGAACAAGUUUUUUUUAAGCCCGAAGGAAGGGGUCUCGGCUGUAGGGAAGUGGGGAGGUCAGUACAAGGCUUUUAACACCCCUUAUUAUUCUCAGAUGCCCCUGAGCGGGGAGCUCAAGAGGAUGCGAGUGACUUUGAACUGUCAGGGCGGGCGGGUGGCCUUUUAUGAUGCUGAAACAGCAGCACUGCUCCACACGUUCUCAGCCGCCUCCUUCUCUGGAGAGACCCUUCUCCCCUUCUUUUAUGUGAACCACAAAGCACCACUCAGCAUCCACGUUUAAGGCAGCCGGGCCUACCUCACAGGCCCUCCUGUCCAGACC
Messenger RNA from Elgaria multicarinata webbii, 1332 nucleotides. RefSeq names its product zinc finger protein RFP-like. The transcript is spliced from 6 exons. Gene Ontology annotation, cellular component: cytoplasm. The record is from RefSeq and is a predicted model, not a curated record. Bases 1 to 1293 code for a protein of 430 amino acids. Lineage: Eukaryota; Metazoa; Chordata; Lepidosauria; Squamata; Anguidae. Gene Ontology annotation, molecular function: zinc ion binding; ubiquitin protein ligase activity; protein binding. Gene Ontology annotation, biological process: protein ubiquitination; regulation of gene expression; innate immune response.